Molecule: messenger RNA, 6529 nt
Organism: Ahaetulla prasina
Lineage: Eukaryota; Metazoa; Chordata; Lepidosauria; Squamata; Colubridae
Gene: F8
Product: coagulation factor VIII
Exons: 26
Coding region: 189-6413 (2074 amino acids)
Molecular function (GO): copper ion binding; oxidoreductase activity
Source: RefSeq, a predicted model, not a curated record
CUUCCAGCACACUGAUAGUGUGGCGUGUGCUGUGACCAUGUUUCUCUCUCCAGUGGCAGGUCAGAAAACCCACUGGUGUUUCACAGCAACCUGAGGAUGGAGUUUGCCGAAUAGGUCAAGCUGUUUUGUCUCCUUCUUCUUCUGGAUUUCCCUCUGAAUCGGAGACCGCUGGCAGAUGCUGGUAGACCAUGUGGAGGUUGCUGUCACUCGGACUUAUUUGGUUGUGCUGCGUCUUUCGGGAAAGCAUUGGCAUCACCAGACGAUAUUACAUUGGAGCCGUGGAGAAGGAAUGGAACUAUAGGCCCGACAGACAGAAUGGGUUGUCUUCCCCUAACCCAGGCUCUCAAUAUAAGAAGGCAAUUUAUUUGGAAUACACAGAUUCUACAUUCAGAGAAGUAAAACCCAAACCUGUUUGGAUGGGUCUUCUGGGCCCCAUCGUCCAAGCCGAAGUCUAUGACAAGGUGGUUGUGACCUUUAAGAAUAUGGCUUCCCGUCCCUUCAAUAUUCAUGCCAAAGGGGUAUCUUACUGGAAAUCUUCUGAAGGGGCAGGCUAUGAUGAUUUCACCAGCCAGCUAGAGAAAGAAGAUGAUGCUGUAGAACCUGGUCACAUCCAUGUCUAUGUGUGGGAGAUUUUAGAAGAUCAAGGGCCAACUGAAUCGGACACACACUGCUUAACUUAUGCCUACUCCUCCCAUGUGGACAGCGUCAAGGAUAUUAAUUCUGGAUUGAUUGGACCACUGCUGGUCUGUAAGCCAGGAGCUUUGAUGAGUAUAAACUCCGGGGGCAAAAUACAAGAAUUUGUGCUGCUGUUUUCUGUAUUUGACGAAGACAAGAGCUGGUAUUCUCACUCUCACAUCAGAGGAAACUCAAAGUCUCCAUCGACUCAACAUCUGUUUCAUACCAUCAAUGGGUUCACUCAUUCGUCUCUGCCUGAUCUCAAGCUGUGUGAGAAGAGGCCUGUUUAUUGGUAUGUCAUUAGCCUGGGCACCCGGCCUGAAGUUCACUCCAUACUUCUUGAGGGUCACAGUUUCUUGGUGAGAGAACAUCGGCUUGCCACUCUGGACAUCUCCCCCGCUGUUUUCCUCACUGCCGAGACCACACCCAGAACCAACGGCACAUUUCGGAUGUUCUGCCAGAUCCCAUCACACCAGCAAGCUGGCAUGGAAGCCUUAAUUCAAGUGGACAUUUGUCCAGAACUUAUUCAGAAGAAGCUGAGGAUGGCAGAACCGUCUCCAAGUGAGGACUAUUAUGAUGAAUACGAGGAAGAGGAUAUGGAAAGCACGGUGAUAGACUUGGAUGAGUUUUCCCCCAGGAUUGCUGGACGUUCUCGGGCCAAAAGACUACCUGUGACCUGGAUGCAUUAUAUUGCUGCAGAGGAAGGUGAUUGGGACUACGCCCCAGUGAAGCCCACUCACCUGGACAGCACCUAUAGCAAAUCUCUGGAAAAUGGCCCCCAGCGGAUCGGGUCCAAGUAUAAAAAAGCCAUGUUUGUGGAAUACGAGGAUGUGACUUUCAACAAGCGGAAGGCAACCAAACCAGAUCAUUUGGGCCUCCUGGGACCUGUUCUCAAAGGAGAAGUUGGCGACGAGUUUAUUAUUGUGUUUAAGAAUUUGGCCAGCCGGCCAUACAACAUUUACCCUCAUGGAAUCACCAAUGUCACUUCAUUCCAUCCUCUCGGAAGUCCUCGACAUCAGAAUAUGAAGGUGAUACCAGUACGACCCAAACAGGUGUUCACGUACAGGUGGAAGAUCAUGCCAGGGGACGGCCCGUCCAGAUCUGAUCCUAGUUGCCUGACUCGCUACUAUUACAGCUCAAUCAAACCGGCUAAAGACUUGGCAUCUGGGCUUAUUGGACCCCUCCUGAUCUGUUUCAAAGAAACCAUGGAUCAAAGAGGGAAUCAGAUGAUUGCUGAUGAAGCAAGAUUCGUGCUGUUUUCUGUCUUUAAUGAAAAUUGGAGCUGGUACUUGUCAGAGAACAUCAAGCGAUUUUGUUCCGAUGCAGCCAACGUUAAUCCCCAAGACCCUGAAUUCUAUGCAUCCAACUUCAUGUACAGUAUCAAUGGGUAUGUCUUUGAUAAUCUUCAAAUGAAACUCUGCCAGAACCAAGUGGUAUAUUGGUAUGUCCUGAAUGUGGGUGCCCAGAGUGAGAUCAUCUCUGUGUUUUUCUCCGGAAACACUUUUAAGCACAACACUAUCUCGGAAGAGGUCCUGGCUAUCUACCCCUUCUCUGGAGAGACGGUUAUCAUGUCCAUGGACAAUCCAGGCAAAUGGAUUCUGGGAUGUUUGAAUCCUAAUUUUCGAAAACAAGGAAUGAGAGCUAAGUUAAGUAUUUUUGUAUGUCGCCAAGAAGAGUAUGUUGGCGAGGACUACGAAGACUACUAUGAAGAAGGCAUUCCGUCGGAUUAUAUUGGCGAAGCCAAUACCCUACAGGUGAGAGGUUUCUCCAAGACAAGUAGACGUCUCCAACUAUGCCCAAAUGGUACCUCACGUUCAGAAGAUGAAAGGCUGAUGUGCCUUGAGCAAUCUAGCCAUCUUCUCAAAGACAACCAUCCCAGGAAUUCCACUGACCCACUCAUCUCUCCAGGGGAACCCUUACCCCUAGGUGAACCCUUGUUUGACAUCUUACCCAGGGACGCUUUCCCCAUAGAAGAACAAUCGCCUCUACAGAAGCAAAGUUUUGAAGAGUUUUCUCCUUCAGAAAAGUCACCACUUGCCCAGGAAAUCUCACAUCACGGUAACCUUUCGUUAGCAAGUUCAGCCAAUCUGGAUAGAAAAGCUCUCGAUGCAGGAAGCGAUGGUGGUGGAAACUCUACAGCUGUACGUGAACUUCUUUCCCUUGGUAACAAUGAUAUUCAUACAGUGCCCCACAACGAAGCAAUCAACGCAAAACCUCUGAGGAAGACCCUCCAGGAUAAUAAGAGGGAGAAGGUUAUGGAACUGAAGGUAAAUUCAACUGUUGGCUUGCCAAAUCUUUUGAGCGGACAACAUGCCUUGUUUCCAAAGAGAGAGGAGGCAACGGGUUCUGAUAAAUGGACUGAUAUUAUGGACAGAUCCCUCCAUGUUAAUGAUAUUGAAAAUGAUAAUGAUAGAUUCUCUAUAAAUCCCUCUUCUACUAACACGGGAAGAGAUAGCUUGCCUCUCCCAGGAGAUUUUCAAGAAACAAACCAAGACAAGCAUCUCUCAGGAAAAGAAUCUUUGCCCAGGUUCAACUCUGCACCCAGUGUCGCAAAUUCCCAUGGAGCCCUGAACGUAUUUGUGGAGCAAAAUGUCACACAAAGUAGAUCGAUUUUAAGGAUUCCCCAGGUAAAUUUAUCUGGGGAAAGGGAUAUUUUACACCUAGAAGGAAACUCUCCAUCUCAGCUAGUUGGCCUGGAGAAGAGUGUAAGUUCUAACCCAGAAGAGAGUCGGUCAAAACUAAACCAAGAGAACCCAGAAAUGACAACACGUGGGACCAAGUCAACGGCCUGUCAACAGCAUUCCCAUGGUUGCAAGAGACACUUGGGAGAAAGGUCUGCGAAAUCACAGGAAGGCCCGUUGGUUGAAAUAGGCGCUAGAGUGGAUAUCGAAGCAAAAACGUCUAGCGAGAUUGAUGCGAGAGUUCAGCCAUUGCUCAACUUCCUUAGGGCAAGCAGUAAGACUGAGUCUUCCGUAACGGGACCUCCCUUAACAGGUAGAGCAAAAGGAGCUUAUCCGAUAACAAAUGAUGGCAGAACCACAGCUUCGUAUUAUUCUCUACGGAACAUCAUCCAAUAUAAUCAAAGCUUAUCCCCAGCGAUGAAGAAUGUAAUCAACACCACUGUGAUUCCUCAUCAUUUUAGAACAGAAACAAGAGGCCAUCAUAUGGAAGCAAAGCAAAGGCCGACUUCAAAUGGUUUUGCAGAAGGAAAUAUUUCAGAAGUCAAUGUUCUUUUUCCAAAAAAUACAGAACCGGCAUACACAUCUGGCCCAUUUAGCUCUCCCAAAGAUGCCCCAAUAAAGAGACAAGCUGGCCCAGAAGUUUUUUUGCAGCUGCACUUAAGGAACUCUAGUGGAGAUCAAGAACAAACAUUAAGAAAUGAAUCUUUGAUGGCUAUCAUUAAAAGAGAGAAAACCUCACUACAACAAACCCCAUCAGCCAAUGAUACGCUCUCUCAAGACCUUCCAGCAUCCAGCCAGAACAUUCAAGGACAGCCGUUGAAGGACAUCAAUAGCUCAAAAGAAAUCAAUGGGUUUAAUGAUGAACAAAGUCCUAGCUCAAGAGAUGAAACAGCAGUAUUGAAAGGGAAGGAAGAAGUGGGAAUCCCACUCAGCAAGGAUUCAGGGGCUGAGUUUCAUGUGAAGGUCUCCAGAACCUCCUUAGAUGUCAACCAACCCACAGGAGGAAACUUCUCAAGACCUGUGAAAGAGAAAUCCGACUACGAUGAAUAUAGCAAUACAGAGGAGACCAAGGAGGAUUUCGAUAUCUAUGAAGACGAACAGGAUCCACGUAUGUUCACUGGGAAAAUCCGACAAUAUUACAUUGCUGCGGUUGAGGUGACGUGGGAUUAUGGUGGCUCUAUCCCCUCCCCAUAUCUAAGAGACAAUGAUCCAAGGACCAGCUGGAGGAAGCUCUCUAGAAGUUAUAAGAAAGUUGUUUUCCAAGAAUAUUUUGACAGCACUUUUACCCGACAGAUACUCCGUGGAGAGCUAGAUGAACAUUUGGGUAUUCUGGGACCAUUCAUCCGUGGACAAAUUGAAGAUACAAUUGUGGUGACUUUCAAGAACAUGGCUUCCCGACCUUAUUCUUUCCAUUCUAACUUACUGCCAUACGAAGGCAGCCAGGAAGAUGGAGAACACCGGAGGCCCGAAGCUGUUCAGCCAAACCAGGUUCGCCAAUAUUCCCUCAAGGUGCUGUCUGAAAUGGCUCCUAGUACCAGUGAAUUUGACUGCAAAGCAUGGGCCUACUUUUCCAGCGUUAAUCUGGAAAAAGACCUGCAUUCUGGACUUAUUGGGCCUCUAAUCAUUUGCCGGGCUGCGAUUCUUCGCACCACACAUGUCAGACAAUUGGCUAUUCAAGAAUUCUCCUUACUUUUCACCAUCUUUGAUGAAACGAAGAGCUGGUAUUUUGCUGAGAACUUUGAAAGGAGCUGCCCGUCUCCUUGCCAAAUCCAGAUGGACGAUCCUGUCCUUAAAAGCAACCACACCUUCUACGCUAUCAAUGGCCACGUGAGAGACACGUUGCCAGGCCUGGUGAUGGGUUUACAUCAGCGGGUCAGGUGGUAUCUGCUGAAUGCAGGUGGUGUUGAAGACAUCCACGCUGUCCACUUCCAUGGACAGGUGUUCACCAUCCGAAUGGCUGAGGAGUACCGUUUGGCCACCUACAACCUCUUCCCUGGUGCCUUUGAGACGGUGGAAAUGAGACCAUCCCAUCCCGGGAUUUGGCGAGUGGAAUGUGCAGUUAGUGAGCACGAACAGGCGGGCAUGAGUGCCCUCUUCCUCGUGUACAACAAAGAUUGCCAGAGUCCUCUGGGCUUAGCGGCUGGAUAUAUUGCUGACUCUCAGAUCACGGCUUCAGAACACUAUGGUGGGUGGGUCCCCAGUCUGGCCAGAUUGGACAACUCUGGGUCAAUCAAUGCUUGGAGGAGUGACCAAAAGAACUCCUGGAUCCAGGUGGACUUGCUCCAACCCAAGAUCAUCCAUGGAAUCAAGACCCAAGGAGCUCGGCAGAAAUUAUCCAACUAUUACAUCUCCCAGUUUGUCAUUUUCUAUAGUCUGGAUGGCGAGAAUUGGAAAAGUUAUAAAGGCAAUUCUACCAGCUCUCAAAUGACAUUUUCUGGAAACGUGGAUGGAGUCAGCGUGAAAGACAAUGCCUUCGACCCUCCCAUUGUAGCCCGUUAUCUCCGUCUCCACCCAACGCACUUCAACUUUCGCAACACCUUGAGGAUGGAGCUGUUAGGCUGUGACCUGAACAGCUGUUCCAUGCCACUAGGAAUGGAGAGCAAAUCCAUUCCCAAUGAACAGAUUACUGCCUCCUCUUGGGUUGACAAUGCAUUUGCUACUUGGUCUCCUUUUCUGGCCCGGCUCAAUUUGAAAGGGAGAAUAAAUGCAUGGAGACCAAAGGUCGACAGCACAGCCGAGUGGCUUCAGGUGAACUUUAAGAAGAUCGUACGGGUGACAGGAUUAAUAACUCAAGGCGCCAAGUCUGUCUUCACCCAUAUGUAUGUAAAGGAGUUCAGUCUUUCCACCAGCAUGGAUGGACAAAACUGGACAUCCGUCCUUCAACAUGGGGAGAAACAGGUUUUCCAGGGAAACCACGAUUAUUUCCAGCCCAUGAUGAACUUUCUGGAUGUCCCAUUCUUUGCCAAAUAUUUGAGGAUACACCCACUCAAGUGGAACAAGUAUAUUGCACUGAGGAUGGAGGUCUUGGGCUGCGACACUGAGCAGAUGGACUACUAGUCAAGAUGAAACCCGUCUUUGGCUUUUGCCGCCAACGCUCAAACAAGGAGGGGUCUUCUCCUGCGCGGCCCACCACAACGUAUUUAUCAUCGUAAAAUAAACUUCCAUUACCCUUG